Molecule: messenger RNA, 2302 nt
Organism: Pangasianodon hypophthalmus (striped catfish)
Lineage: Eukaryota; Metazoa; Chordata; Actinopteri; Siluriformes; Pangasiidae
Gene: fkbp10a
Product: FKBP prolyl isomerase 10a
Exons: 10
Coding region: 397-2088 (563 amino acids)
Molecular function (GO): calcium ion binding; peptidyl-prolyl cis-trans isomerase activity
Source: RefSeq, a predicted model, not a curated record
UUUAGGACCUACGGGAGGUUUUUCCAGCUGUUCCCGAGUCCUGAGUUACAGCUGUGAUUAUCUGUUUCCUUUCAUUCCGUCUAGCUGGGUUCGUGGGGCAGAUGUGCUGCUUCUCUGAGAUCCUACAGAAACUGUUUCAUUGCUGCUGUGUCACUGCAGACUGGAGAUACAUCUGAACUCUCUCUCUCUCUCUCUCUUUCUCUCUCUCUCUGCAAGUGCACCACUGCAACACGUCUACAAAAAGAGGCGGAACCGAGACAGUCAAGUUUACAGAGUUUGUUCGGGAUUUUUCUUUUGUUUGGGCAAAUCAGUGACAGUUCUGGUAUCGUUUAGGGAAAGCUGUGUGUGUGUGUGUGUGUGUGUGUGAGAGAGAGAGAGAGAGAGACAGAGAGAGAAAUGGAUGUAAAGGUGGCGCUGUAUGUGCUCUGUGUGUACUGCGCAUGCGCGAUGUGUAACACGGGUCCCAGUGGGGAGUUGAUUAUUGAUCGAUAUUCAUUACCGACCCGCUGUGGCAGAGAGGUUCAGGUCGGUGAUUAUGUACGGUACCAUUACACCGGAUCGUUUCCGGACGGGAGGAUCUUCGACUCCAGUGAGAGUAAGGGCAUGGCAUUUGUUGGACUGGUGGGUGUGGACAGUAAGGUGAUUCCAGGCUUGGACAGAGGAGUGAUGGGGAUGUGUGUGAAUGAGAGGAGGAAGAUCAUCAUCCCCCCUCACCUUGGAUAUGGCAUCUCUGGAGCUGGUACAGUGAUUCCUUCGGAUGCGACUCUGGUGUUUGACGUCAUGUUGUUGGACGUGUGGAAUAAAGACGAUAGUGUGGACACUCGUCUGCUCUUUAAGCCAUUGUCCUGUCGCCGCUCAGUGCAGCAUGGUGAUUUUGUGCGAUAUCUGUAUAACGGCUCACUUAUUAACGGCACAAACUUCGAGUCCAGGUAUGGACAAAAUGUCACAUAUGACACAUAUGUGGAUGAAGAUCACCUGAUCGGCGGCAUGGUGAAGGGGCUAAUGGGAAUGUGUGUGGGAGAGAAACGCUCCAUCAUCAUCCCACCAUUUUUAGCCUACGGGGAGAAAGGAUAUGGUGUGAAGGUGCCGGCUCAUGCGACGGUGGUGUUUGAUGUGCUGCUCAUUGAUGUAUUUAAUGUGAAGGAUGAUGUUCAGGUGGAGGUCCUCCAUGUUCCUCAGCCCUGCAGAAGAAAAUCAAAGAAGGGAGACUUCAUACGUUAUCACUACAAUGGAACAUUCCAGGACGGAACACUGUUCGACUCCAGCUACCAGCGCAAAAGUACGUACAAUACGUUUGUGGGUGUGGGUCAUGUGAUCCCUGGAGUGGAUAAAGCCUUGCUAGGAGUGUGUGUGGGAGAGAAGAGACACAUCAUCGUUCCUCCACACCUCGCCUAUGGAGAGAAUGGAACAGGUGACCUUAUUCCCGGUUCUGCCGUGUUGAUCUUUGACAUCCACAUCAUUGACUUCCACAAUCCAAAAGACUCAGUGGAUAUUCAGAUUACCCACAAACCCCUGCAGUGUAACAACACCAGCGCCACUAAUGACCUUGUCAUCUACCACUAUAACUGCUCUCUGCUGGACGGAACCCGACUUUACUCAUCUACUGACUUGGGCAGACCUGCACAGGCAACACUGGGUCAAGCAGAGGUCAUCAAGGGGCUGGAUCAAGGGUUAAAGGACAUGUGUGUGGGGGAGAAGAGGGAGGUGAUUGUGCCUCCCCACUUCGGACAUGGACAAAAUGAAGGUUCUGUGGUUCCAGCAGAUGCCGUGUUAAUUUUUGAACUGGAGUUGUUGGAUUUGCGAAAAGGCGUUCCUCAGGGUUUCCUGUUUAUCUGGCUGGAGGAGAUUCCUGAUCCUUUGUUCAGCUCCAUGGACCUUAACCAGGAUGGAGAAGUUCCACUGGAGGAGUUCACAGCAUUCAUCAGGCUGCAGGUGUCAAUGAGCAAAGGUCGUCUCCACCCUGCAAUGGAAGCUGAUGUAAUCAUCAGAGAGAUGUUCACCAGCCAGGAUCAGAACGCUGAUGGGAGAAUCACAGAAGAUGAGCUGAAACUUCAGACGGACAAGACGACAGGACAUGAUGAGCUCUGAGAAAGAAACAUGCGUGAUGUCAUCAGUGAAAGCCUGUGUGAUGCCAUCAGUGACCUGCACAGGUGAAUUAGGAAGUGCUGGGGAACUCUUCACCUGUUCAUCAGGAGCAUCAGGAUAAAGAGCCCUGACUAUCAAAACACACACACAUUGUCCUGUUCUGUUCAGAAUAAAUGUACAUAAAUAUGACUGUAUAAACCACUCAUCUUAGUACAAA